AACCAAACGGCAGUUGUUCGCCUCCUCUCUGCCUGCCUGAGGUACCGGAAACGGUGGGGAGCGGUCCGUACACAUCUCCGGACACGGUCGUCCAUAUGGCAGUAUAACGUGCAUCACUGUGGUUCUAUUCUAAGUAAGUGCAGUGUGCGGCAGGUUUGUCUGCGGGUUUUCCUCGUUUGGAAGGAGCACGAUGGACACAGAAGAUGUCGCAGCGCUGCGGGCAGAGCUUGAUCGUGUGUCAGCCGAGCUGCAGGAGACGACGGAGGAGAAAUUCCAGGCUGCUCAGUACGGGCUGGCCGUCUUAGAGGAAAAUGCAGAGCUGAAGCAGAAGUAUUGUGACCUAGAAGCUGAAUGUGACGCGCUGAAGCUGGAAUUAAAGCAGAUGAAGGAGGCGCUGGCAGAAGCCUACAGCAACCAGAAAAGAACAGCUGCCGAUGGGGAAAAUAGAGAAGAAAGUCUGCUAAAGGAAAAUGCCUCCAGGGAAGCAAAGCUCACGGGAAAGAUUGAUGAGCUGCAGAAUGAACUAAGGCAGAUGAAGUCGUUCCUGACUAAUACCUCAGCAGACAAUGAGCGUCUGAACCUUGUCAUACAGACCCUGAGGAAGGAGUGUCAAGACACCGAGAAGGAGAAAGUUCCACUGCGAGAGGAAAUGAAACAGUGCAAAAUUAGGGAAAUGAGACACCUCCAAGACUUCUCUGAGCUGGAAGAAGAAAAUAUCUCUCUGCUGAAACAAGUCUCCGUAUUGAAGGAAAACCAGGUGGAUUAUGAAGGCAUGAAACAUGAACUGAAAAGAAGAGAUGAAGAAAUUGAUAUAUUGAACGGUCAGCUAGAUGAGCUGGUGCGGUUGAAGGAUAUCGCUGAGCGUCAGCUUGAGGAAGCCCUGGAGUCGCUGAAGAGCGAAAGAGAACAGAAAAAUGAACUCCGGCGAGAGAUAUCGGGUUACCUAAGCUAUGAUUCCAUAGGGAACCUUCAGACCAACUUUGAAGACAAAAACGAGGAAGAGUUUGACAGCGGAUAUAACUCUGGUGGCCUGAACAAGUCAAAUGGAGAAAUCCUAAUGUCCACUCCACGUCACAGCGACAUCUUCCAUCCCGGCCCUAACCUGGCAUCCGAUCUCUUCACUGAACUCAGUCUGACGGAAAUUCAGAAACUCAAACAGCAAUUACUGCAGGUCGAUCAGGAGAAGGCCGAUAUGGAGAUUAACAUUGAAGAAAUCGGGAGGAACUUGGAUGAGAUGCGCAAGGACCUAUGUAAUGAGCAACAGAGAAAUACCGAACUGGUGGAACAAGUGAAGAGUCUCCAGAAAGCCAGUAAUCGUAGACACCAAAUGGACAAUGCAGAUGAAAUUUCAACAUGUACCUGUAGACAAGAAGGGGAAGACAUGUUAAGACUGGAGAAAGAACUGAAAGAAGUAAAGCAGAGAUAUGAAGUGUUUGAAAAGAGGUACCAAGAAGAAAAACAAGAGUGGGAGAUGAACAGGCAGGUGGUGGCCAAGGAGCUCCAUACGUCUGCCAGAUUAGAAAAUGAUGACCGAGGACUCUUGUCUGUUCUUCAGGAGGAGUUGAGGACGGCAAGGAGACUGCACUGUGACUUUCAGAGCAAGCUGAACUUGGCACAGGACGAGCUACUAUCCUUCAUAGAAGAGCUCGCCCAUCUUUAUAAUCACGUCUGUAUGCGCAGUAACCUGACGCCCCACAGAGUCUUGCUCGAUUACUUCCGAGAUGGCAAAGGGGCCAAGUUGCAUUUUAGAAAAAGAAAGUCUUCCGAUUUUUUUGGUAAACUUCUGGUAAACCCUGACUUGGAGAUAACGGACCUUCGCAGUGGUGACCACUCUCCACUGAGUAGUCCAGACUCCUCCAUCGGGUCUGAUUUUGGAGACCCUGCUAGAGAACCUCUCAGCAUCACCCACCUUAUUGCAGUUGUGAAAGACCAAUUGAAGCAUCUGCAGGGUGCCCUGUCGGUGUCCUGGCACCACACGUCGCUUGAAUCAAUUACGUCUGAAAUGGACAAGGAGAAAGAGGUUUUGGUGGAAGAAGUCAUGAAACUGAAAGCUUUGCUGAGCACUAAGCGGGAACAGAUAGCUACUCUGAGGACUGUUCUGAAGGCUAACAAGCAGACAGCGGAGGUGGCCAUGUCAAACUUGAAGAGCAAGUAUGAGAAUGAGAAGGCGCUGGUGUCGGAGAUGAUGCUGAAGCUGAGACAGGAGUUGAAGGCCCUGAAGGAGGACGCUGCUACUUUUUCAUCGAUGCGCUCAGUGUUUGCAAGCAGAUGUGACCAGUAUGUUAACCAGUUAGAGGACAUGCAGCGCCAGCUCGUGGUAGCCGAGGAUGAAAAGAAGACAUUGAAUGCCUUACUGCGGAUGGCUAUCCAACAGAAAUUGGCCCUUACUCAGCGCCUGGAGGGACAAGAAGCAGCUCAAGAUACCUCAAAGUCAAGUCGGUCAAAAUCUGCGACAAAGUCGAAAACUCGAUUGUCAAAAUCUAAAGUGAACUGACCGUAAAUUUGCUUCCACCAUCCUGGACUUUCCACAUUUCUCUGCACGGGGCCAGGAGCAACAGCCACAUUCCCACAUAAAGGACUUUUGAAGACGUCAUGCCCAACAGUAAUAAGCUGCCCCAGCGUCCUGCUUCAAGCACAUAAUUCCUAUACCUCUUACUAACUUCUAGAUUUUUGAUCUGCUAGCAGGAAAUUCUCUUUUUGGGAGACAAAGUUGUAAUUUUUUAACUUGAAAUAUUUUAUCAGUUUAAAAAAAAAAGUAUGUAUAUAAAGUUUUUAUUUUGAAAAGUGCCUUAAAAUGGUUAAGUCUACUAACUUAUUUUAGUCUU
Messenger RNA from Bufo gargarizans (Asiatic toad), 2825 nucleotides. Its product is annotated as protein bicaudal D homolog 2-like. Gene Ontology annotation, molecular function: dynactin binding; dynein complex binding; cytoskeletal adaptor activity. Gene Ontology annotation, cellular component: Golgi apparatus; cytosol. Gene Ontology annotation, biological process: regulation of microtubule cytoskeleton organization; microtubule anchoring at microtubule organizing center; protein localization to organelle. The record is from RefSeq and is a predicted model, not a curated record. The transcript is spliced from 9 exons. Bases 191 to 2494 code for a protein of 767 amino acids. NCBI's taxonomy places the organism in Eukaryota, Metazoa, Chordata, Amphibia, Anura, Bufonidae.